UGAUUUGAAUUGCUUCCCGUUUUCCAAUAACUUUGACCUAGAGGCAGGUUUUGUCCGGUGUUCCGGAAUUCCAUCAUCCUCUGGCUGAGAUACAACACAAGGCAAAUAGGAAGGAAACUCAUGGCUUCAAAAUAAUCUGAAUUUAUUAUUUCCCAUUUUCCAGAAACUUUGGCUCGGAGGUGGGUCGUGGUUGGCGUUCCAGAGCUCCGUCAUCCUUUGGGUGAGAUACAACACAAGGCAAACAUAAAGGAAACUCAUGGCUUUGAAAUAAUCCGAAUUUAUUAUUUCCCGUUUUCCAAUAACUUUGUCCCGGAGGCGGGUCAUGAUUGGCGUUCCGGAGCUCCGUCAUCCCAUGGCAUCAAAAUAAUCUGAAUUUAUUAUUUCCCAUUUUCCAAUAACUUUGGCCCGGAGGCGGGUCGUGUUCGGCACUCCGGAGCUCCAUCCUGCAUUGGGAUAGAAGUACGGUGAGGUGACCACAAAGGGACCUGAAUCGUGGUUUGCGCCUUCCUGCCAUGUUUGGGAGGCAAAGCUGGCCCUAGACGGAUGGGCGACCCCGGUUGACCCCGGCUGACCCCUGGGGCGGCCAUGGCGGCGGCCGUGAACACAGUGGACCAGGUUUACAUCGCGGUGGAGCUGGCUAUCGCGGCGUUGUCCAUCGCGGGCAACCUGCUGGUCUGCCUGGCUGUGGGCCUCAAUCGCUCCCUCCAGACGGCCACCAACUACUUCCUGGUCUCGCUGGCAGUGGCUGAUGUGGCCGUGGGGCUGCUGGCCAUCCCCUUCGCCGUGGUCAUCAGCGUGGGCCUUCGCACCGACUUCCACGCCUGCCUCUUCCUGGCCUGCUUCGUGCUGGUCCUCACCCAGGGAUCCAUCUUCAGCCUCCUGGCCGUGGCCGUCGACCGCUACGUGGCCAUCAAGCGUCCACUCAGGUACAAGAGCCUGGUGACGGGGAAGCGUGCGCGGGGCAUCAUCGCCAUGCUGUGGCUGCUCUCCUUCGGCAUCGGCCUGACGCCGCUGAUUGGCUGGAACCAGCGGUCCACCGUCAACUGCACCAACGGGACGGUCCGGUGCCUCUUUGAGGAGGUGGUGCCCAUGGACUACAUGGUCUACUUCAACUUCCUGGGCUGCGUGCUGCUCCCGCUGGCCCUGAUGUUGGGCAUCUACGCCAAGAUCUUCCUGGUGGCCUGCCGGCAGCUGCGGCAGAUGGAGCUGGCGGGCAACUCACGCACCACGCUUCAGCGGGAGGUGAGCGCCGCCAAGUCGCUGGCCAUCAUCGUGGGGCUCUUUGCGCUCUGCUGGCUCCCGCUCCACAUCCUCAACUGCCUGAGCCUCUUCUGGACGGGCUUUGCCAACCACAAGCCCCACUGGGCCAUGAACCUGACCAUCAUCCUCUCCCACGCCAACUCCGCCGUCAACCCCAUCAUCUACGCCUACCGCAUCCGGGACUUCCGAGGGACUUUCCGACGCAUCCUGGCACGGUACCUGCUCUGCAAGGACGAGGACUUCCCCAAAGGCGUCAAAGGGGGGGACGGCAGUGGCGGCGGCGGUAGCAGCCGUCAGCUCGCCGUCAGCAACGUCAGCACGUCACUGGCUUUCCUCUGAAGCGGCAGCCUCAUAUCCUGCAGCCCUUGGCCUAUUCCACGAUUCGGAGAUUCGUCGGAUUGUCUUGUGACAACGGCCACAAACAACCAUCUCACCGCCAGCAACGUCAGUACAUCACUGGCCUCAAACCAGUGAAGGCUCUUCUGCGAUUCGGAGGCCCAAACAACUAGAGGAGCGUUGUCGUCGGGUUGUCUUGGGACAAUAGUCACAAACAACCAUCUUGCUUUCAGUACGUUGCUGGCCUUGAAUGCUGUGGCCCUUCGGCUGCUUUGGACUCCAGCUCCCAGCAUUCCUGGCCACUGGACAAGCUGGUGAAGACACUUCUGCGAUUUGGAGGCCCAAUCAUCUGGAGGAACGUCGCUGUCCGAUUCUCUUGUGACAUCUGUCACAAACAACAAUCUCAUUGUCAGUACGUCACCAGUUUCUAAUGCUGUGGCCCUCCGGCUGCUUUGGACUCCAACUCCCAGCAUUUCUCGCUGGUGGGCAAGACGGUGAAGGCUCUUCUGGGAUUCAGAGAGGCGUCAUUGUCAGAUUCUCUUUCCAAGACAGUCACAAACAAUAACUGCCAGUCUUUGGUAUCUCUUUUCAAAAAGGAGUCUAUGGUUAUUAAUAUUUUCCAGUCCUUGUUACGGAACUAUUAUUAUUAUUAUUUGAUCACAGUUGAACUAUGACUCUCCACACCGAACUGUGGGAAUAAAGCGGACAGAGAGGGACUAGAUGACCUCUUGAGGUCCCCUUAACAUUAACUCUCAACACUCGAGGGACUUCGUUUAGGUAUCUUCGAGGAAACAGUCUUCUUAUAUAGGACUACAUUUCCCAUAAUGCUGAGAAUUAAGGAAGUUGUCAAAAAACCAUUUACGAAGGUUAACAACAGUCUUCUUAUAUAGGACUACAGUUCCCAUAAUGCUGAUUAUGGGAGUUGUAGAAAAACCAUUUUAAAAAGUUCACAACAGUCUUCUUAUAGAGGACUACAAUUCCCAUAAUGCUGAGAAUUAAGGGAGUGGUAGAAAAACUAUUGAAAAGGGUUAACAGUCUUCUUAUAUAGAACUACAGUUCCCAUAAUGCUGAGGAUUAUGGGAGUUGUAGAAAAACCAUUUACAACGGUUAACAACAGUCUUCUUAUAUAGGACUACAGUUCCCAUAAUGCUGAGAAUUAAGGGCAUGUAGAAAAAAAACAUUUUAAAAAGUUAACAACAGUCUUCUUAUAUAGGACUACAGUUCCCAUAAUGCUAAGGAUUAAGGGAGUUGUAGAAAAACUAUUGGAAAAGGUUAACAACAGUUUUCUUAUAUAAGACUACAAUUCCCAUAAUGCCGAAGAUUUUGGGAGUUGUAUAAAAACCAUUUACGAAGGUUAACAACAGUCUUCUUAUAUAGAACUACAAUCCCCAUAAUGCUGAGGAUUAAGGGAGUUGUAGAAAAACAAUUUACAAAGGUUAACAAGUCUUCUUAUAUAGGACUACAUUUCCCAUAAUGCUGAGGAUUAUGGGAGUUUUGGCCCACUAUAAAAAAGGUAAACAACUUCAAAACUCUGCCCUUAACAAACAUGAGGAAAAAUUACUACUGAAAAAGGCACCCGACUUCUUAUAGGACUCCCGUUCCCAUAAUCCAGCCAAGGUGUUGGGAAUGACUGGAAUCCACAAAAAAAAGGGUUAACAUUUCCAAGCUCUGCCUUGAACAAACAUGGGAAAGAAUUUGAUAACAAGGGGAAAAUUCCCAGUUGGGUCGGAUGGGAUAUCAGUCUUGUUUAUUUUGCAUCCUUCGGAAAUAACUUGUGGGAGUCAAUGAGCGAGAGUUUGCCGAGCUGAUGUUUUGCAGAAAGGUUUUCCCUUUCUUGUUGUCACUUCCUUGGUCUUAAUUUAAAUCUGUCAUCGCUGGUUUGCUUGGUGCUGCGAGGGGGGUCUCCAACGGGAAAUCAUGAGGAUGGUUUCAUGCUGAAUUGUUGCUCCGUAUUUUGUGUUUUGUAAUAAAAGCGUCGCUGCCGGCAAGAACUCCUGGCGCAGAAGAAGG
Messenger RNA from Anolis sagrei ordinatus, 3606 nucleotides. It is a transcript of the gene ADORA2B, whose product is annotated as adenosine A2b receptor. Gene Ontology annotation, cellular component: plasma membrane. NCBI's taxonomy places the organism in Eukaryota, Metazoa, Chordata, Lepidosauria, Squamata, Anolidae. The record is from RefSeq and is a predicted model, not a curated record. Gene Ontology annotation, molecular function: G protein-coupled adenosine receptor activity. Gene Ontology annotation, biological process: vasodilation; adenylate cyclase-activating G protein-coupled receptor signaling pathway; G protein-coupled adenosine receptor signaling pathway.